AUGACAAUAGACGAAGCCAAUCUAAUCAAACUUCCAAGCAUCCCACAUGUCACCGUUCUUUUCUCAUCGCCGCGACCUCCUCCCACAACACCUCUGCAAGAUCAAGAUAUUGCCUACUAUACAAUACAGUUUGUCCAGACACCCGGAAGAAUGUUUACUAGUCAUAAUAGCCAGAUAAAUUGUUGUGUCGGUUCUUUUCAGCACUCCUCAAUUUUCAGCCUCGCAUCGUCAACGAUUUGCCGACUUUCUCCUUGGCCGAUUGCAUCACCGGAACAAGCAUCUCAUGCCAUGUCUGCCCGUUCCACAUUACAACUCGCUAUUCUUGCAAUUGCCCACACGACUUUCGGGCGAUCGACAAAGAAUCUUGCUGCUUUAUCAAUUGGGAGUAAGAUAUACUCACAAGCCCUGGCGGCAACGAAUCUAGCGCUGAGAAACUCAGAGAGAGUCGUAAUGGAUGAAGUCAUUCUUACCGUUCUCCUUUUAAGUCAUUUUGAGAAUUCCGUGACCCAAAAAGCUCAAUUUGUCGCCAAAGACAUCAAGAUUAUAGCUGCGAAGGCUUUUAACCAUCAUGAUGGCGCGAUUGCAAUUUUAAAUUUACGACUGCAAAGCCAGCAAGAGUCAUAUCGAUCGCAUUAUUCAAUUCUUCCAACCCAUUCCAGCAACUCCAGCACCUCCCAUAAAAACUCUGGGUCGGAAUUAGACAAGAUUACAAGGCGACACUUAGUUCGUUCGCUCCUGCUCAGAAGCAUGCCGAUACCAAGUUGGCUGAAGAAUGGAAGAGUCUUCGGGGAGAUAGGCUCAAGCUUAGUUCUUGAUCAGUGUUUAGUUGAAGUCGCCGAUUUGGGGUGUUGUGUGAGCCAUGCUUCUAUUGGUCUUGACGGUAUUUCUGCAAGAGGAAGUGGGCAGAUUACUACAAAGAUGCGCGGCUUAUUGGUACUAGCACAAGAGUUGGAAACGAAAUUGGUCAGAUGGGCUAAGGAAGUACCGAUGGUGGAUUAUUGGAGUACUUUUCGAGUGACGGUAGAUGAUGAUGACGAGCCUGGCGCAAAUGAUGUCUUUGAUCAAAUGGUUCAUCUAUAUCCCUCGAUUAGCCAUGCCGCAAUGUGGGCUCAAUAUCGUGCUAUCCGUCUUCACAUGAAUGACAUCAUACUGAAAGUCUUUCACAGCGAAAUAGAGUCUUCAAAACCUGACACCAAGUUCCAAGAAGAUAUCGUUAUACUGAAUAUGGAGAAACUAGCUCUGGAUUUCUGCGCCAGUCUACCGUUUGUUCUGGGAUGGAUUGAACUUGGAGGGACAGGUAUGAAAAUGGUACGCAAGGGACGAAGAAAUGCAGUUAAGGCUAGCACGGCUAGUUUGGUUUGCUGGCCGUUGACUGUGUCAACAAUAGUCUCUGAGAUUCCAGAGCAACAUCGAUCAUAUCUGAAGAGCCGUUUACGAGAUGUCAGCGAACUUGUCGAUGAUGGGGUUUUGGAGACAAUUGCUCAUUUAUGA
This is a messenger RNA of Botrytis deweyae, 1491 nucleotides long. RefSeq lists its product as uncharacterized. The record is from RefSeq and is a predicted model, not a curated record. Lineage: Eukaryota; Fungi; Ascomycota; Leotiomycetes; Helotiales; Sclerotiniaceae. Bases 1 to 1491 code for a protein of 496 amino acids. The transcript has a single exon.